Messenger RNA from Adineta ricciae, 303 nucleotides. The record is from the annotation of a GenBank genome assembly. Lineage: Eukaryota; Metazoa; Rotifera; Eurotatoria; Adinetida; Adinetidae.
AUGAUCUCAUCUUUUCAUCUAGUUCUCAUUAUUGCAUCAUGUCUCUUAAUUACCCAUGCCUAUAUGGACAGACAAUAUGUACCAUUGAACGACUUGGAUGUGUAUGCAAUACAAAAUUAUGGUUUAAAUGAUGAUCGAACCAUUGUUGCACGACGCGCUGCUCAUUUUAUCUUUCCACCAGCGGCUCUCGUGUCAUCCUCAUCAUUUAAUCGAGCAAAUGAUUUUCGAGAUAUUUUUCCAAAUAAACGACAAUCAUUUGGACGAAAAAACCAUUGGGAUGCAUUUUUUGGGCGACGUCGUUAG